Messenger RNA from Ruditapes philippinarum (Manila clam), 653 nucleotides. RefSeq names its product TP53-regulated inhibitor of apoptosis 1-like. The transcript is spliced from 2 exons. NCBI's taxonomy places the organism in Eukaryota, Metazoa, Mollusca, Bivalvia, Venerida, Veneridae. Bases 50 to 280 code for a protein of 76 amino acids. The record is from RefSeq and is a predicted model, not a curated record.
AGGUUCUUGGGUGUUGGUAGGCACUUCCGGCAUAUGCAACCCUGUAAACAUGAAUAGUGUAGGGGAAGAGUGUGUUGAACUCAAACGAGCUUACGACGAAUGUUUUAAUGAGUGGCUGUCUGAGAAAUUUCUGAAAGGGGAGAAGUCGGAGCCAUGUCCUGAACUGUUUAAACCCUACAAUCAGUGUGUCAAGAAAGCUAUGAGGGAGAAGAAUAUUGAACCAAAUGAAAUUGAAAGACAAGUACUUGGGACAGCAGAUGAGAAAAAACCACCGAGUUAAAGUGUGAUAAUAUUGUAGAACAAUCUUUAAAUCCAUUCCUUCUGCAGCAUGAGUGACUUUCUAAUGUUCACAUAACAUUAAUGAAUCACAAAAUGUACAUGUAAGAAUCUGAAGUAAAUGUUCAUCUGUAUAAUUGUGACAGGAUUAUUGUGUUUAAAUUGCAGCCUGUAAUGAACUGUCUGAAUUAUUCUUGAUAUUCUGAUGAGUUACAUUUUGUCACAUGUUUCCUGCAGGCAGAUGUAUAACUAUAAACAUUAGUUGUUGUGCUCUAUCAUUUGUUUAACUAUAUUAUUGUGAACAAUAGUUUAGUAUGAUGCAAUUGUGAUUUUUUAUAUUAUUUUUAUGAAAAUAAAAUAAAAUUAUUUAAACAUGA